AACCCCACAACCAUCACCAUCAUCAUCACUCUUACCACCACAUGAAGCCUCCCCUCUCUCUCUCUUGGAUGCAAACAUAUCAUUUAGCUAUAUAGCUUUCUCUUAUCUCCAUCAAGCAAGUUAAAAAAAGAACAAAGGCUCCACUAGAUCAAAUCCAAAAGUAGCUAUUCUAAUAGCGAUGAGAAAGCCGGAUCUAAUGGGGAAAGAGAAAGUGAGCAAUAACAAGGCUAAGCUUAGAAAAGGUUUGUGGUCACCAGAGGAAGAUGAGAAGCUCAUCAAGUACAUGUUAACUAAUGGACAAGGUUGCUGGAGUGAUAUUGCUAGGAAUGCUGGCUUGCAGAGGUGUGGAAAGAGUUGCCGUCUUCGUUGGAUUAACUAUUUGAGACCUGACCUAAAGAGAGGUGCUUUUUCCCCUCAAGAAGAAGAACUUAUCAUCCAUUUGCACUCCAUUCUUGGCAACAGGUGGUCUCAAAUUGCGGCUCGUCUUCCUGGAAGGACAGACAACGAAAUAAAGAAUUUUUGGAACUCUGCCUUGAAGAAAAGACUCAAGAUUAUUAGCAAUAACAAUAAUAACAAUCCUUCGACGACCUCACCAAAUGAAAGUGAUUCUUCAGAGCCUAGAGAUAAUGUCAUAGGAAAUGUCAUGUCCAUGCAUGAUCAUGACCUUAUGGCAAUGUGCAUGGACUCAUCUUCCUCAUCAGCUUCCAUCCAAGCCAUGGUCGCCGGCAGCGGCAACCAGUUCGAUCCUUUCUCUAUCCUUAAUAAUAACCGGUUCGAUGGGACUGCGGCUGCUGGUAUAUUCGACGUGCCUACAUGCUUAACUCAGGUGGGUAUGGGGGGAGAUGGAUUUUACAGUGAAUAUGGGAUUUUAGAGAAUUAUCAUAAUAAAAUUGGGUUAGAAAGGGACCUUUGUCUUCCUCCACUAGAGAGUAGUAGAAGUAUUGAAGAGGAGAAGGAGAAUAAUAAUAAUAAUAAUGCUGUAACUAAUCACAGCUUUAUUAGCAUGAAAAGCAAUAUCAACCACAACGAUAACAUCAACAACCACUUGAACGAUAAUAAUUCUUGCUUCAAUAACACUGAUCAUCAGCAUCAUCAUCAUCAUCAGAGAAAAGUAGAGGACAUGUUUGGGUUUGAAAAUCAUUGGCAAGGUGACAACUUAAGAAUGGGAGAAUGGGAUUUGGAGGGUUUGAUGGAAAACAUUUCUUCCUUUCCUUGCCUUGAUUUCCAAGUUGGAUAAACUGUCCACCCUUUGAACUCUCUCUCUCUGUCCCUCUCUCUCUCUCUCUCUCUCUCUCUCUCUCUCUCAAAGCUACCCCAACCCAAGAAUGUCCUAGGAAAUUUUGGGCAUACAUCUUUUUCCAAAUUCUCUGAAACUUUUCUUUUUCAGCCAUAUACUUUUAUCUUGUUUCUUUCUAUAUAUAUACUAUUUCUUUCUUUAUUGUUGAAGUGAUGAAUCUGCAAUAAGUAUUGCGAAGUGGAGAUUAUAUACAAGUAGGGUGGGCACAGAUUCUUGUAUACGAUGGAGUAGUUUCAGUUUCUUCGCGAGAGGCAAGACAAUUUGGGUUCAUUUCUUGGAACUGAUUGGUGCAAUAAUCAUCGCUCCAAGGAAGAGAAAUGUGAAUAGUAUAUAGAAGAGAAAGUGGAUCAGCAAAAUAAAAAGAUUAGUUGGUGAGCCAAAUUGUAGUUAAUUUCAUGUACAAACAAGGAAAUAAUGAGGAGGUCGAUGGUGUUCUUAGUUGCAAGAUGACAAUGAUAUACAAUUCACACUUUGUAA
This is a messenger RNA of Hevea brasiliensis (rubber tree), 1774 nucleotides long. Its product is annotated as transcription factor MYB83-like. The record is from RefSeq and is a predicted model, not a curated record. The transcript has 2 exons. Bases 179 to 1237 code for a protein of 352 amino acids. NCBI's taxonomy places the organism in Eukaryota, Viridiplantae, Streptophyta, Magnoliopsida, Malpighiales, Euphorbiaceae.